Fonsecaea nubica is the source of this 804-nucleotide messenger RNA. RefSeq lists its product as hypothetical. Lineage: Eukaryota; Fungi; Ascomycota; Eurotiomycetes; Chaetothyriales; Herpotrichiellaceae. Gene Ontology annotation, biological process: poly(A)+ mRNA export from nucleus. The transcript is spliced from 2 exons. Gene Ontology annotation, cellular component: nucleus. The coding region runs from base 1 to 804 and encodes 267 amino acids. The record is from RefSeq and is a predicted model, not a curated record.
AUGGUCGACUACUCUAAGAAAACGGUGGUUGAGCUGAUAGAGAUCCUUAAAUCGCGGAGCCUGCCACAUUCAGGAAAGAAGGCAGAUCUUAUUGCCAGGCUGAAUGAAGCAGACAAAGCAGCGCAAGAAAACGAAACCGAGAAUGCGCCUCCAGCAGAAACGUCCACCGCGCAGCCUGCACCAGCGCCAGAACCCACCACAGCCACAGCGCCAGAACCUACAUCUGAGGAACCUGCAGUCGCGGAACCCGCAGCAGUAACUGAAAGUGUCGACGAGAAAGACUCUCCCUCCGCAAAUACCGACACAGCGCUAGCCGACUCUACUUCCUACGCUCUGAACCUACCGCAAUCAGACCUUGACUCUGAGAUGGCCAAGCGUAAGGCUCGUGCUGAGAGAUUCGGUACCAGCGCAGCCCCUACAAAUGGUGAAACAGGAGCAGACACCGCAGAUGGUGAGGCUCAGAGAGCUCUGGAACGCGCGCGACGCUUUGGAACUGGUCAGACGGCUGUGGGAAAGUUGGACGAAGCCUUACCUGAAGAGCGCGAGCGUGGUUCAAGGAAACGAGGCAGGACUGAAGAGAGUGGCGCCCUGGACGAUCCUGGUCUGCGAAAGAGCUUUGGGGGCCGAGGAGGGCGAGGAGGAGGCCGUGGUGGAAGAUUCCGAGGAAGAGGUGGAAGGGAUAACUCACGACGGAGACCGGGAGAGAAGCCUUCUGGGAUUCCUAAGCAAUCAGGCGUGUUUUCUACGGAUGCGGACCGUGCUGCCGCCGAGGCGAGGAAAAAGAAGUUUGCAACAGCGUCUUGA